AAAAGGAAAGAGAAUUCCACAGAGAAAGAAAUCAAAGCAAAAAACGAGUUUCUUAAGAAAGUCGUUCUUUAGCUUCGUGUCUCCUCUCUCCUUCACUGAGAAGAAAAUGAACGGUGGUCCAUCUGGCUUCAACAAUGCCCCUGUUACAAGAGCCUUUAUCAUUGCCUCUGCUCUCUUUACGGUCUUCUUUGGGAUCCAAGGCCGUUCUAGUAAACUCGGAUUGUCAUAUCUGGAUAUUUUCGGAAAGCUUCGGCUUUGGAAGUUAAUUGGAUCAGUUUUUGCCUUUUCAUCCACACCAGAAUUGAUGUUUGGACUCUACCUGCUGUACUACUUCAGGGUCUUUGAGAGACAGAUAGGUUCCAAUAAGUACUCGGUCUUUAUCUUGUUCUCUGUAAUAGUUUCAUUACUCUUUGAGUUCCUUGCUUUAGCGCUACUGAAAGAUCCUGCGGUCAACCAGGUCACAUCUGGACCUUACGGUCUUAUAUUUGCUUCAUUUAUCCCAUUUUUCUUUGAUAUUCCAGUAUCAACAUGGUUCCGUGUAUUCGGUGUGCGCUUCUCUGAUAAGUCUUUCAUAUAUCUAGCUGGUCUUCAGCUUCUUUUAUCAUCUUGGAAAAGAUCUAUCUUACCAGGGAUAUGUGGCAUUCUAGCUGGUUCCUUGUAUCGUUUGAAUAUCUUUCAUAUCCGCAAGGCAAAGUUCCCUGAGUUUGUUACUUCAUUCUUUUCACGGCUUUCUUGGCCAACCAUGGGUAGUCCGCCUUCAGCACCAACUAGGAAUAUUGUAGGAAAUGCGCCAUCCUAUGCAGGUCGCCGAGUGGAGAGAAACUACCCUUCUCCCAUGCCAUCAUCCGUAGAGCCAUCAGAGGACUCUAUUGCUACACUGGUUUCCAUGGGCUUUGACAGGAACUCCGCCCGACAGGCACUUGUGCAGGCUAGAAAUGACGUCAACGUGGCCACAAACAUGCUUCUCGAAGCGCAGGCUCACUAAUUCAUCGACAUUGUUCUGUGAAAUGAAACUGAUUGUUUCUAAUUCGGAGACAGAAUCCUUAUUCAAUUCAGACAUGCUGGUCAAACAAAUUUUCCCUAUCUGGUGACCGGAUUGAUAUAUGCUUAGAGAAGCCCGGUCAAGGUAUUCACAGAAUCUUUCUUAA
Corylus avellana is the source of this 1148-nucleotide messenger RNA. Its product is annotated as Ubiquitin-associated (UBA) protein. The record is from RefSeq and is a predicted model, not a curated record. NCBI's taxonomy places the organism in Eukaryota, Viridiplantae, Streptophyta, Magnoliopsida, Fagales, Betulaceae. Gene Ontology annotation, cellular component: membrane. Gene Ontology annotation, molecular function: serine-type endopeptidase activity; protein binding.